Molecule: messenger RNA, 2808 nt
Organism: Eimeria tenella
Lineage: Eukaryota; Apicomplexa; Conoidasida; Eucoccidiorida; Eimeriidae
Exons: 4
Coding region: 1-2808 (935 amino acids)
Biological process (GO): regulation of DNA-templated transcription; mRNA export from nucleus
Cellular component (GO): nuclear pore
Molecular function (GO): structural constituent of nuclear pore; DNA-binding transcription factor activity
Source: RefSeq, a predicted model, not a curated record
AUGGACUUACCACCCAGCGACGGGCUGCAGCAGCAGCACUGCAGCAGCAGCAGCAGUGGGCCAGCAGCAGUUGAAGAGGACCUGCCAAGUGCUCAAAGGGUGAGCGCUGGCAACGCUGCUGCUGCUGCUGCUGCAGCAACAGAAUCCGCAGCAGCAACAGGAGCCUCAGCAGCAACAGCAGCAAAGGCAGAAAGUGAAAAGCCACCAACAGCAGCAGGGACUGCAGCAGAAGCAGCAGAAUCACCAGAAUGGACACAAGCAGCAGCAGCAGCAUCAGGGGGAGAUGCAGCAGCAGCAGUAUCAGCAGCGGUAGCAGCAACAGCUGGGGAAGGCCCUCCAGCAGCAGCAACAGCUGCUGCUGCUGCUGCUGCUGCAGUUGAAGCCUCAGCAGCAACUAGCGAGCCACCUCAGGCUACAGCAGCAGCAGUCUCACCAGAAGCAGCAAGUCCAGAAGGAGGAGCAGAAGCAGCAACAGAAGCAGCAGCAACAGCAGCAGCAGCAGGACACGUUUCUGCUGCUGCUGCAGCGGAGUGCAGGGGCUUGCUGCCACUGAGCAGCAGCUGCUUGGAUUUGCUGCUGGACCCUUUGCCGCCUCAGGAGGAGCUGCUGCAGCCGCGCAAACUUAGAGAAGCAGCAGCAGCAGCAGCAGCAGAAAGCAGCAGCAAAAGGCAGUGCGUUCAGCUGCCUCCUUCUGCAGUCGAAGGCGAAGCAGCAGCAGCAGCACCGACGGACGAGGACAAGAGCGAUAUCUCGUUUGUUGCUGCUGCUGCAGCGGCAGCAGCAGCAGCAGCUGCUGCUGCUGCUGCUACUGCCUCCGCAGCAGCAGUAGGACUGGGCGAUUCCGCAGCACAAAAAGAGAGGCGAAAAGCAGCAGCAGCUGCAGCAGGUGCUGCUGCUGCUGCUGCCAGCGGGCCCGCAGAAUCCGCAACGCCUGGCGCCGCCGCAGCAGAACCAGCAGCAGGAGCAGCAACAGCAGCAACAGCAACAGCAGCAGCACCAGCAGCAGCAGCAGCAGCGGAGCUGCGAGAGGCCCUUGCAUGCGGCUAUGACGUUUUUCGUGCUGCAGUUGUUCGCCUCAGCAGCAAAUUAGAUGCUGCUGCGCAGCAGCUGCAGCAGCUGCAGGCAGCCAAGGCAGCAGCAGAGCUCUUUUUGGACGAACUGCGUUCAGAAAUAGCGGCUACGCGCGCUGAGCGGCAGAGGACACGGAGGCAGCAGCAGCAGCUGCAGCAAGAGCAGCAGGAGCUGCAGCAAGGACAGCAGCAGCUGCAGCAAGAGCGGCACGAGCUGCAGCAGGAACAGCAGCAGCUGCAGCAGGAGCAGCAGGAGCUGCAGCAAGAUCAGCAGCAGCUGAAGAAAGAGCAGCAACAACUGCAGCAAGAGCAGCAGCAGCUGCAGCAGGAGCAGCAGCAGCUGCAGCAAGAGCAGCAGGAACUGCAGCAAGACCAGCAGGGACUGCAGCAAGAGCAGCAACAGCUGCAGCAGGAGCAGCAGCAACUGCAGCAAGAGCAGCAGCAACUGCAGCAAGAGCAGCAGCAACUGCAGCAGGAGCAGCAGCAGCUGCAGCAAGAGCAGCAGCAGCAGCAUUUGGGCUUUCGUGUGUACUUUGACCGGGAGCCUCCAGCCAGCUGUGAGUCUCUAGCACACUGGAGCUCUUGCAAGUCUGCUGCAGCAGCUGCUGCUGCAGACGCAGCAGCAGCAGCAGCAGAGUCGCCAGCAGCAGCAGCAGCAGCAGAGGCGCCUGCUGCUGCUGCUGCUGAUCCAGAUGCAGCAGCAGCAGGUGAUGCUGCUGCACGCCUCGAAGGCUCUGCUGGCGUUGAGCUGCUGAUGCAGUCUUACUAUACAGCCUUGAUGGAAGCAGCAGAUGCAGCAGCAGCGCGACGGCAAGCUAGCAGCAGCAGCAGCAGCAGCGGCAGCAGCAGCAGCAGCAACAGUGAGACUGCUGAGGGAGGCAGCAACUCAGGGCGAAGCGCCUCGCCCUAUUCUCGGGGCCUCUUUUCUUUUGAAAAGCUUUACGGCGACGGCCGCAGCAGCAGCAGCAGCAGCAGCGAGGGUUGCGCAGGCGCUGCAGCAGGAGCAGCAGCAACAGCUGCUGCUGCUGGCGAGGGUGCUGCUGCGCUGCAGCAGCAAGCGCUGCUGUCAGCAGCAACUGAAAAAGUCAAAGGAGUUGCUUUUUGCAAAAGCAACAAGUACUGGAUUUGCACCCGCAUGGAGCAGGGCAAGCAGCAGUGCCGGUACUUCAGCGUAAAGCACUUGGGCUUCGAGUGCGCUCGCCGCCAGGCGAUUCUGCUGCGGCAGCAGUGGAAGGGAGAUGUCAAUGAGGAGGUGCUGAAGGCCCUUAAUGCAGCAGCAGCAAAACCAAACGGCAGCGGCGGCAGCAGCAGCAGCAGCAGCAGCAGCAGCAACGGCAGCAGCAGCUCGAAGGAAGGGACGCAGGCGGCUCCAGGGGACCCAGGGACCCCCGAUUCGGCUGAGAAGGCAGACGGAGAAAACGGAUCGCAGCAACAGCAGCAGAAGCAGCAACAACAACACCAGCAACAGCAACACCAGCAGCAGCAACACCAGCAGCAGCAACAACAGCAGCAGCAGCAGCAGCAGCAGCAGCCGGCAGUAGGGGCGAGUGGGCGUGGCGGCGCUGCUUUUGAGGGUUGUGAGGCAGCCCCACAGCCAGAAGGAGCAGCAGGAGCAGCAGGCACAGCAGCAGCAGCAGCAGCAGCUGCUGCUGCUGCUGCUGCAGUGCAGCAAGAGAACUGCGGAGGAAAGAAGGAAAGAGUUGACAGGACUGACUGCUGCGGCGGCUCGCAACAAUAA